AUGUACGAACAAUAUUCUGGGACUUCCUCUCAAAGCACUUACAAUACUGUCAUGCCAGACGUGUGUCCAUUCCUUGAUUGUGGGAUGAAAGUUGAUAUCAUAUAUCCAGUCUCUACCUCUGCUAGGAGAGGUUCACAAUCAUUUCAAUCAAGUGGAACUUCGGCCUUAUCUAAUUUGAUAGGCGAAAAGUUUAACCUAUUUUCAUCAAUACCAGAAGAUCCGAUGGAGGAAGUCAAGGAUACCUGCUCAGCCGAAGAUAGUAGUAAGAAACGAACUAAUACAUCCACCGAAGAGUUAACUAGUAAGAAAAAGAAGACAUCUGAUAAGGAGGGCGAUUCCGCUAUGUUGAAAAAGCUUGUUAAGGAGCUAAAGGAUGAUAGUAACAAUCAAGAAUUGUCAUUUCCCACCCAGUCACCUGAAGAUAGUUAUACUCAUCUUUAUAAAGAAAUCGUUAAAGCCAAAACUCAAAAUGAUUCUGCUAAAAAAGGUGGUCUUGAUACAGAGGGUGUUGUUGGACGCGAUCUAUUAGAAGAAGAAAAUGCUCGAGAGAUUCUCGAUGACUGUAAUCUUCUUGGUGUAUUAGGUGAUGAUGAUAGCGUUACU
Funneliformis geosporum is the source of this 603-nucleotide messenger RNA. The record is from the annotation of a GenBank genome assembly. NCBI's taxonomy places the organism in Eukaryota, Fungi, Glomeromycota, Glomeromycetes, Glomerales, Glomeraceae.